AUGCCCGGAGCUCCGAAUCAAACACAGCGUCGUAGCGCACAUAUUCGUUAUGCCAAUUGGGGUUGGAGCGGAUACGCUUGCGGUACAUCCCACCUGCAGAGAUCACAUCGGAGCAUAGCGUGGAACUGGAGUAUGGGUCAAUGGCCCAUGCGAGUUCGAAUUGUGCAGGAGGUCUUGGCGCUGAUGAGGGUUGCCGACUACCUAGCAGCCGCAGACCCGUCGGCACUCCAACCACCUGGGUUCAUCGACUUUCUUCCAGCGCGAAUCAUUGCUGCUUUUGACCACCUCCCACAAGGUGCCCACCCCCUCGUCAUCUCGACCAAACACCAGACGAUUAUAUGUCCCUUGAUCAGGCAUCUUACUCCCUUCCGCAAGUCCGAUUACUUUCUAGGCUCUAUGCCCGUAGACGUGGACGACCUCGCAUUUUGGAAACGGAAAGAUGCACUUCCAGACCUCGUCAUACACCUGACCUCUCUGACCGUCCCUACCAAAUAUAAUGAUUCGGAGAUCUCACGACCAGCCUGCAAUGGCAAGAUGGAGGAGGGGUUGGCAGCAACAGCUAGUGGCAUUUUUGGAUCUACUUGUCAACUUGUGACUUGUGGCUCGUUUGGACUCGUUUGGACUCGCUUGAUCAACGGUCUGGUUCAGUCCGGUUCUUUGCCCCGAAAACAGGCAACCGCAGACCGCAACCGGUCUAGGACCAACCCAGAUAUUGAGGGAACCAAACCGGACCACCUAGGACCGGUCUUUUGCGGUCCAUGGACCGCGUUCAAACUGAUUCAGACCGGUCUUUUUGCGUAA
This is a messenger RNA of Laccaria bicolor S238N-H82, 801 nucleotides long. RefSeq lists its product as uncharacterized. The record is from RefSeq and is a predicted model, not a curated record. The transcript has 8 exons. The coding region runs from base 1 to 801 and encodes 266 amino acids. Lineage: Eukaryota; Fungi; Basidiomycota; Agaricomycetes; Agaricales; Hydnangiaceae.